Nicotiana tabacum (common tobacco) is the source of this 1469-nucleotide messenger RNA. Lineage: Eukaryota; Viridiplantae; Streptophyta; Magnoliopsida; Solanales; Solanaceae. The record is from RefSeq and is a predicted model, not a curated record.
CUUUAGUAAUUUGGAAAAAGGCUUGCAGAUGGUGAUUGUCGUAGAUGAUGAAGACAGAGAAAAUGAGGGUGAUCUAAUAAUGGCAGCACAAUUAGCGACACCUGAAGCAAUGGCCUUCAUUGUAAAACAUGGAACUGGAAUUGUGUGUGUAAGUAUGAAAGAUGAAGAUCUAGACCGGCUUCAACUUCCACUAAUGGUGCCACCGAAAGAAAAUGAGGAGAAACUCUCUACUGCUUUCACUGUUUCUGUGGAUGCAAAAUAUGGUACCACAACAGGUGUAUCCGCUCGUGGUAGGGCAAAAACAGUAUUGGCUCUGGCAUCCAAAGAUUCAAAACCUGAGGAUUUCAAUCGACCUGGACAUAUUUUCCCACUGAAGUAUAGAGAAGGAGGGGUGCUUAAAAGAGCUGGCCAUACUGAAGCUUCUGUUGAUCUUGCUGUUUUGGCUGGGUUGGACCCCAUUGCUGUUCUUUGUGAAAUAGUGGAUGACGAUGGUUCCAUGGCCAGGUUGCCGAGGCUUCAGCAAUUCGCUGAGGCUGAGAACCUAAAGAUUAUAUCCAUUGCCGAUUUGAUCAGGUAUAGAAGGAAGAGAGAGAAACUGGUGGAGCUAGCUGCCGCUGCACCAAUACCAACAAUGUGGGGACCUUUUAAAGCCUACUGUUUUAAGUCUGUCUUGGAUGGUAUUGAGCAUAUUGCCAUGGUCAAAGGUGAUAUUGGGGAUGGGAAAGAUGUUCUUGUCAGAGUGCACUCGGAAUGUCUCACCGGCGACAUAUUUGGGUCAGCGAGAUGCGACUGUGGCAAGCAGUUGGCACUUGCAAUGAAGCAAAUUGAGCAAGCUGGAAGAGGCGUGUUAGUAUAUCUCCGUGGACAUGAAGGACGGGGAAUAGGUUUGGGGCAUAAACUUCGCGCUUACAAUCUUCAAGAUGAUGGGCAUGACACGGUUGAAGCUAAUGAAGAGUUGGGAUUACCUGUUGAUUCUCGGGAGUAUGGCAUUGGUGCACAGAUACUUCGAGAUUUAGGUGUUCGUACAAUGAAACUGAUGACAAACAACCCUGCAAAGUAUGUUGGGCUCAAAGGAUAUGGUCUGGCAAUUGCAGGUAGAGUUCCGCUGUUGGCGCCUAUAACUACAGAAAAUAAAAGAUACUUAGAGACCAAACGUGUGAAAUUGGGGCACGUAUAUGGUUCCGAUGCCAAUGGCCACAUUAAUGGUUCUGAAGUUUGUAGAGCGAGCAGCGAUGAAAGAUCUGACAAUGCUGCCUGAGAGUCAUCUGAACAUCCUCAGCAAAGUCCUAUAUUGGAACUGAACAAGGUUGUUCUUUAGCUGAUCUGAUUUGGGAUUCAAUUUUUUGACUUACAUUUCUGGUAGCUGUUUCCAACAUUUUUCGUUUAGCCCUGUUGGUUAAUGUACUACUUUUCUUUUUUCUCUUGUAAAAGAUUUGAAAGAAAGGGUGAUUACAAAAACUUUUAAGUUA